Scophthalmus maximus (turbot) is the source of this 1238-nucleotide messenger RNA. RefSeq names its product ADP-ribosylation factor related protein 1 (gene arfrp1). The transcript is spliced from 7 exons. The record is from RefSeq and is a predicted model, not a curated record. Gene Ontology annotation, cellular component: Golgi apparatus. Gene Ontology annotation, biological process: Golgi to plasma membrane protein transport; intracellular protein transport; protein localization to organelle. Bases 293 to 898 code for a protein of 201 amino acids. Gene Ontology annotation, molecular function: GTPase activity; GTP binding. NCBI's taxonomy places the organism in Eukaryota, Metazoa, Chordata, Actinopteri, Pleuronectiformes, Scophthalmidae.
UCAUUCGCGGCCCUUCCAUUUCCGGGUCAGGUGACACGUAGCGUCGGCGCUUCGCGUGUGCGUGUGUCUGUGGAGUAAUGAAGAAAGCUGCGAAUUCGUCGUCUGUCACCGUGGUUCGAGUGUCUGCGGCCGUCGGCCUCCCUCCGUUCCAUCCCGCAUCGUCUGCGGCCGCGUUAGAAUGAGUCCGUCGAGGCCGCGCGCUCCGUGCUGGGCCUCGUAUGCAGGCUAGGCUAACACCGCGAGCUAACACCCGCAGCGCUAACUACUUGUUUGUUUACACCCCCCCCCCAAGAUGUAUACUUUACUAUCUGGAUUAUACAAGUACAUGUUCCAAAAGGACGAGUACUGCGUGUUGAUCCUGGGACUGGACAACGCCGGGAAGACGACCUUUCUGGAACAGACCAAGACGAAGUUCAGCAAGAACUACAAGGGGAUGAAUUUAUCAAAGAUCACGACGACGGUCGGCCUGAACAUUGGUACAAUCAACGUGGGCAACGCACGUCUGAUGUUCUGGGAUCUGGGAGGUCAGGAUGAGCUCCAGUCUCUGUGGGACAAGUACUACGCUGAGUCCCAUGGAGUCAUCUAUGUGAUCGAUUCAACUGAUGAGGAGCGCCUGUCGGAAUCAAAGGAGGCCUUCGAAAAAAUGAUCAGCAGUGAGACGUUGGAAGGUGUUCCUCUGCUCGUGCUGGCCAACAAGCAGGAUGUUCCGAACUGUAUGUCAGUACCGGACAUUAAAACAGCCUUCAGUGACUGUGCCUCCAAGAUCGGCAAGAGAGACUGUUUAGUACAGCCUUGUACGGCCCUCACAGGGGAUGGAGUAAAUGAAGGCAUUGAGUGGAUGGUGAAAUGUGUGGUCAGGAACAUCCACAGACCGCCCAGACAGAAGGACAUCACAUAGGAAAUCAUCCAAACUCUUUGCUCCUCAUUUUGAUCUGAGGGGUUUCUCCUUGAAGACAUUCCAUGUUGAACCCUGGAGCUGAUGAAAUCUCCACUCUCCUCGUCUCUGAAUAUUCUGGAUUUCUGCUCUUAGGGCCUGGCAGUAUUCUUAUGACUAAGCAUAAUUUCCGAUGUGCUUUGAACAGACGUCUCUUUUCCACUUGUUCCCAUGCUCAAUAGGGUGAUUCUCUGUUCUCCCUCUAUCAAGUUAACAUUUGAAACUGCAUUUGUUAAGAUUUAACUGAAAUUUUUGUGUAUUGAAAUGUGAACUAAUAAAGACACUGCAGCAAUUGUGCAUAGAA